This is a messenger RNA of Galeopterus variegatus (Sunda flying lemur), 1238 nucleotides long. It is a transcript of the gene CBR4, whose product is annotated as carbonyl reductase 4. The record is from RefSeq and is a predicted model, not a curated record. Gene Ontology annotation, molecular function: oxidoreductase activity, acting on the CH-OH group of donors, NAD or NADP as acceptor; quinone binding. The transcript has 5 exons. NCBI's taxonomy places the organism in Eukaryota, Metazoa, Chordata, Mammalia, Dermoptera, Cynocephalidae. Gene Ontology annotation, biological process: fatty acid biosynthetic process. Bases 64 to 777 code for a protein of 237 amino acids.
ACGUGGAAAGGGGCUGUCGUACUCAGCUCUUGUUCCCCGGAGUUUGCGAAUCUCGGGUCCGAGAUGGAGAAAGUCUGUGCUAUUUUUGGAGGCUCUCGGGGCAUUGGUAGGGCGGUGGCCCAGUUAAUGGCCCAGAAAGGCUACCGGCUGGCGAUCAUCGCCAGAAACCUGGAAGUGGCCCAAGCCGCCGCGGGUGACCUCGGCGGAGGUCAUUUGGCAUUUAGCUGUGAUGUUGCUAAAGAACAUGAUGUUCAAAAUACAUUUGAAGAGAUGGAGAAACAUUUAGGUCAAGUAAAUUUCUUGGUAAAUGCUGCUGGUAUUAACAGGGAUAGUCUUUUAGUAAGGACAAAAACUGAAGAUAUGAUAUCUCAGCUUCAUACUAACCUCUUGGGUUCCAUGCUGACAUGUAAAGCUGCCAUGAGAACUAUGAUUCAACAACAGGGAGGGUCUAUUGUUAAUGUAGGAAGUAUUAUUGGUUUAAAAGGCAAUUCUGGCCAGUCUGUGUACAGUGCCAGUAAAGGGGGAUUAGUUGGAUUUUCACGUGCUCUUGCUAAAGAGGUAUCAAGAAAGAAAAUUAGAGUGAAUGUAGUUGCACCAGGAUUUGUUCAUACAGACAUGACGAAAGACUUGAAAGAAGAACAUUUAAAGAAAAAUAUUCCUCUCGGGAGGUUUGGAGAACCUGUUGAGGUGGCACAUGCAGUUGUGUUUCUUUUAGAAUCACGAUAUAUUACAGGGCAUGUUCUAGUAGUGGACGGGGGGUUACAACUCGUGAUGUAAUUUACAGAUUAUUCAGUUAUAAUGAUGGUUAGAAUCAAGGACACACUUUGGCUAUUAAUUAAACAAUCAUACCUACAUGGAUGACAUUUACUAAUGAAACCUACUGGUGCUACAAAUGUUGAUUUCCAUCUUUAUGUGAAUAUGCCUGAAAAGAACAGUGUGUGACCAGUUGUGUUUUUUAAAAGGGCAUGUAUCAUCUAUCUUUGGUUACCUUAUGGACUGUAGCAAUUUUAGCAUAUAGACAUUUUGCAUGAUGUAUAAACAGAUAUUAAUUUAUAUAUUUUGCCUCAAAGGUAGGAAAAUAUGUAUUGUCUAAUCAUGAUGAGUUAUUUCAUUGUAUUAGGCUGAAUUUUCUAGAAGUUAACCUUGGGGGCCAUUGCCAAAAUAAGAAUAUUUAUAGGAUGUUGAUUAGUUGUGGAUACUUCAGCAACUUGCUGAAAAUAAACAUUGUAUGCCUUUUA